Molecule: messenger RNA, 1731 nt
Organism: Lycium ferocissimum
Lineage: Eukaryota; Viridiplantae; Streptophyta; Magnoliopsida; Solanales; Solanaceae
Product: plastocyanin A'/A''
Exons: 1
Coding region: 1073-1582 (169 amino acids)
Cellular component (GO): chloroplast thylakoid lumen
Molecular function (GO): copper ion binding
Source: RefSeq, a predicted model, not a curated record
AUUACAGGUGAGUCCUCCCUUCAUGUAAAGAUCCCAAUAUUACAUAAUGUAGUUUACUUGCGUUGUGAAGGAAUUUUAAACUACAGAUUACCUAAAAGAUUAUUUAAUAUAGUUAAUAGAAUUAGCAAUCAGGGAAAAUGCAAGUAACGUGCUAUAUUCGAUAAAUUUACACUUUGUAGUGUAAAUAUUUUCACUUGCCAGUGUAUAUAAGUUAUAGGAAGUAGCACUUAUUUUAUGUCAUUUGGCUCGGAAAAGUCUUUCUGUUUGCGGUUCUUCUUACUGUCUUAGUAUUAUGCAAAGGAGUUCUACGUAAGAAAAAUCGAGAAUGAAGUUUCUAUCUAGCAUUGCCUCCUCCUCAGCUAGUUUUCUUAAAAUAAUUUAUGUACGAGGUAUACGUAUUUCGAAAUAUCUUCCCGUUUGGGAGUUUUGGUUAUUUAAUCGUGUCUCAUUUUGCACCACACAAUAACCGAUAAUGAUGCCUGUCAUUUGUUUGGGAAAAGAAAAAAAAAGAUUGGGAAGAUCAAUGAAAAUAAGAAAUAAAUCACUAUUUUGAGUAUUUUCCAUUAACAUAAUAAAACUUUAAAACUUUUUUAAGCUAUAGGUAUAUAGUUCGAGUCGAAGACGUAAAUGUGUCUAAGCUUAUCAUAAAUUACAUGUCUGCAUCUCUCAUUGCGAUAUCAUUUUCAACAAAUUGUGAACUUGAUUGUGGACUUUUAGAUAAUGCAAAAUCUACGGCUUGAAAUUUCUAUGUUCAAUCUUCUACAAGUUCAUAAAUUUCGUGAUUCAACAUAACUCUUAACCCUCCAAUUUCCACCUUAGAUAAAAUAUCCACGUCAUAGGAUAUAAUCCAUAUCAACCAAUAGCAUUCACUCACAUCAGAUAACUGUCCAUCCUCUCAUCACAUAAACCUCCACAAGUACACACCACUCAUCUGAGAAUCAACCUCUUCCUUCAAUACUCUAUCCACAACUUCACAUAUUAAAACCCCAUCAACCCCCUCUCACAUUUUCUUGAUUCCAUAAUUUCAACUAGAUAAUCAAUAACAAAAGCAUCAGCCUCAUAUCUAUUAACAAUGGCCACUGUCACCUCUUCUGCUGUUGCUAUCUCAUCUUUCACUGGCCUCAAGGCUGGUGCUUCCUCAGCUUCCAGAGUUAGCACCGCCUCCGCCAAGGUGGCCGCUACUCCGGCCUCCAGAUUGGCCGUGAAGGCGUCUUUGAAAGACGUCGGUGCUGUCGUUGUCGCCACCGCCGCUAGCGCAAUGCUUGCUAGCAAUGCCAUGGCUCUUGAAGUGUUGCUUGGUAGCGAUGAUGGUGGUCUUGCUUUUGUUCCCGGAAGCUUUGAAGUUGCCGCAGGUGAGAAAAUUACGUUCAAGAACAAUGCCGGGUUCCCCCACAACGUUGUCUUUGAUGAAGAUGAAAUCCCAGCUGGUGUGGAUGUAAGAUUGAUUUCCAUGCCUGAAGAGGAGUAUCUGAAUGGACCAGGAGAGACUUACAGUGUCACUUUGAGUGAGAAAGGAACCUACAAAUUCUACUGUGCACCUCACCAGGGAGCUGGAAUGGUUGGCCAAGUAACGGUUAACUAAUUUCUCACCUCUGUAUCAUGUAAAAGUUUCUUUGAAUUCCCAUCAGUUUCAACAUUUUCGUAUAAGUAUUGCCCUUUUCUUUAUGAGGUAAUGAAAUAUUUAUGGAUGUAAUGUCAUUUUGUGAUUAAUAACAACUUUUUUGGACUGUA